Molecule: messenger RNA, 5124 nt
Organism: Bacillus rossius redtenbacheri
Lineage: Eukaryota; Metazoa; Arthropoda; Insecta; Phasmatodea; Bacillidae
Gene: BicC
Product: protein bicaudal C
Exons: 16
Coding region: 32-2428 (798 amino acids)
Cellular component (GO): cytoplasm
Molecular function (GO): RNA binding; protein binding
Source: RefSeq, a predicted model, not a curated record
CACGGCCAGGCAGUCAGGCAGUCAGGCAGCGAUGGCGAGCUGGGAGCAGGCGCGCGCGCAGCCAGACUGCGUGUCCGAGGUGUCGGACUGCGGCACGAGCCAGGGCAGCGCCUACGGGGACGGCCGCGAGGAGCUGGCGGAGCUGGCGGCGGCGCUGGGGCUGGCCGUGGGCGAGCUGUACGAGGACAGGUUCCGCGUCGACCGCCGCCGGCUGGAGCGCCUGCUGCAGGGUGAACAUGAGAACGGAAAUGGACAAACUGCAGACGCAUUCUUCCAGAAGAUAAUGAAAGAUACGCUAACUCACAUAGCAUGGCCUUCGCGACUGAAGAUAGGUGCAAAAUCCAAAAAAGACCCGUACGUGAGGAUCGCAGGUCGACCCGAUGACGUCAGGCUCGCCAAAGAGAAGGUCAUCGGUACUCUGGACACGCGGGCGACCCGAGUGACGAUGAAGAUGGACGUGAGCUACACGGACCACUCCCACAUCAUAGGCAAAGGGGGGCUGACGAUCAAGAAGGUGAUGGAGGAGACCAAGUGCCACAUACACUUCCCGGACUCGAACCGCAACAACGCCAUGGAGAAGAGCAACCAGGUGUCCAUCUCCGGCGAGGUGGAGGGCGUCGAGAAGGCUCGCCAGAGGGUCAGGGCGCUGAUGCCGCUCAUCUUCAGCUUCGAGCUGCCCGUAGUGACGGCGGCCGCGCAGCUGCCAGACGCCAACUCGCCCGACCUCAAGCACAUCCAGGAGACCUACAACGUGCAGGUCAUGUUCCGCACGCGCCCCAAGCUGCACUCCACGCUCGUCGUCGUCAAGGGCUGCGAGUGGGAGGUGGACCGCGUCAAGGACGCCACCGUGCUGCUCGUCAACUACCUGUGCGAGAGCCUGGCCAACCAAGUGUCGGUGCAGAUGUCCUUGGAGAUUUCUCCGCAGCAUCACUGCAUUGUGCUCGGCCAACACAGCAUCAACCUGAAGAACAUUAUGGCUCGCACCGGAGUGCAGAUACUGUUCUCAGAUGCUGGAGAUCCAAACAUACCAGCACUGAAGAAGAGCUACGUCAAUAUAUCUGGACCGAUACACAAUGUCUACAUCGCUCGUCAGCAGCUUGUGGGAUCGCUGCCCUUGGUGCUAAUGUUCGACCUGCCAGAAGAUUUCAACGUUGACUCAGAUUACGUAAUUCAGCUGACACAGAGGCUCGAUGUCUUGAUCAACAUUCGACCGAAACCAAAGCAAAACAAUUCCUCGGUUACUAUCAAAGGCAUUGAACGUAAUGCAACAAAUAUAUAUGAAGCUCGCAGGAAGCUUCUUCGCUUGGAUGAACCAAGAGUUGUGGCCCAGAUACCGGCCACCUACUACAUUCCGGAGUCUUCAAGAAUUAACUUCUUGAAUGACUGCAUGACUAACGCCAGCCCGUUCCCGAGCCUGUACGCGUUCAACGGGGGGUUCAGUGCGCUGUCGGGCUUCCCGCUGGGGCUGCCCCGCUGGGGGCAGUGCCUGGCGCCGCUGCAGCUGCUGACUGGCCGGCACCACCUGGCGCCGCCCCUGGCGCCACCCAGCACCGGCUACAGCAGCGGCUACAGCAGCAUGUUCUCCAGCAGCCAGUCGCUGGCCUCGGACAGCCCCGACUUCAACGCUGGCGUGUAUCCGCUGAUGGGCAACACGAGUGGCUUAUCGAGUCCUGUCAGUCCAUCGGCCAAUAGCGGUGGAUUCUCGACCACAACCCUCAACCCUUCUGACAGCAGCUCACAAGAAGGGAAGUAUGACGACGUGUUGCAAUCACCACUGACGCAGCUACGAAACUAUGACCAGAAAAAAGUGUUGGCUGCACAAGCGAUGCAGGGCAAGCCCCAGAGAGGGGAGGCUCGGGUCCCGACCUCUGCCUGGGCCGGCUGUGGGCUCAGCCAGUCCACCCCGCCCGCCGCACAGCGCUGCCGCACCCAGCUGUUCUCGUCGCAGAAUGGCAAGUACGGCGUGUGGGGGGCCAGCUGCUCGCCCGCGCCCCAGCCGGAGCUCCCGGACCUGAGCGGAGGCACGAGCAGUGCUGCCAACAGCAACUACCUGGACUUCGCCCCGUCCUCCGUGGUGGGCCGGGUGUUGGGGGCCCAGCCCUCCAGCCUCGCCGCCUACCUCGCCUCCAUCGGCCUCGACAAGUACACGUGUGAGUCCCGUGGCCUGCGAGGGACGCAACGUCUAGAUUUGUUCGCCUCCCACGAAAUAGACCUGGAUGUGUUCAAGACCUUGACAGAGUCCGACUUGAGAGAGAUCGGCGUGAACACUAUGGGGGCCCGUCGCAAGAUGCUCAUAGCUAUUACUAACCUUAAACAGCAAGCGUCGCAGAGUCUGUUCAGUGGGAGCGCCGCGCCGGGCGCUGAACGCAAGACCAGGCAGUUCGACCUGCCUCCCGUGCGCAACAACGGCCAGCACGGUUGUUUGUGACACUUGACAGGUCUGAUCUUCACAGCUGCAUUGAUGAACAAGCGAGUGGGAUAAAACGGUUCCUUGAAAUAUUCAUGUAUACUCAGAGAAAUUUAUUUAUAUUCUAGUCAUACAGAAAUUAUUUUUUAUGCCUUUAAAGUUGAUUUGUUGGAUGAAAUUCUGGCGAGUUCUGUUUCCCGAACUUCAAUUAUAUUUGCUCAGUUUUACAUUAUACUGCAGAACCGCACCUUGCACCGUUCUUGAAAGGGUUUGUGUGGGCAGGAUGACCAGAAUUUUCACCCUACUUGACAGAUUUCGUUGAAGAUUAUAGGCUUGUGAAAAAUGUUAUUUGAAUUAUUGCAUUGAACAGAAUCGCUACAUAUUUUCAUUUUGUGCUUUAUACUGACUGUGAUCACACACUUCUGCUGGAUUGCCAUUGGUUCUUGGCAAACUAUUCCAUAUUUUUUACCUUCUGUCUCUUUAAGGCUCAGUGUUCAUGCACAAAAUGAAGUUGUGUAGCCUGCCCCAGGAGCUUUUCAAAUGCUGAAGGGCAUAUUUAAUCAUGUUGCUAGAAAUUUGUUUUAGUUUAUAUGGUGGAAGACUUUGUUUUAAUAUCAUGUUUCUAGUAUUUUAUGUGAUUUUGUAAACUUAUCAUGUGAACCAAAUAAUUAUAUUGUGGAUUUUUUAUAAUUACUGUUUUGAUGUAACUGCUUGAGGUUUACUUUUAAUUGUGUAGAUCUUAAUUUGCAGGCUUCAUGAAGAUAAUUAUGUAAUCAAAUAUUAUUCCAUUUAUUCCAAUUUUAAAAAAUGGUAAACUUGGCAGUAAUUUUUUUGUAUAUUUUUAACACCACAUAAGCAUCAGUUUAAAAAGGAAACCUUAAGCAAGUGCUUUGUUGGCUGGUUAAAUUCAUGUUUUUGUCAGUUAUUUUCUAAUUUCAAUCUUUAAUUCAAUAUUUUCUAUAAAUUAAUUUUAACAUAAUUACUCUGUUUUGAAACUGUCUUAAUAUUGUACUACUUAUAUCAGUCUAACUCAACCACCAAAAGAUUUUUAGGAGUUUGUUAAAAACUAAUUUUUCCUGCAGGAAUUUUUACUUAAAUUAUUUAAGGCUCUAAAUGUGAAUUAAGAGAGCAUUGUGUAUGUGUGUAUUAUUUUUAAUUAUCAUUUCUGUUUACAUAUGUGAUUAAUGAUAUUCUUUGUUUUUGUAUUGUCAUUUAAAUUAUUUACAAUUUCACCUGUCAUUUGCAUUGUAAACAUUUACUGUAAGACUGAUAAAAUGUGUUUAGAGUGUGUAUUUUAAUACUGUCAAAAAAUUUUGAAUUCUAAAGAUUACUUAUGUUACUAAGGACCUAUGGUUAAGGUUAUUUAUGUAUUAUGUAUGCAGUCAGACAAAAUAUAUUUGUGAAUUAUUAUUAUUCAAAAUGUAAAGUUUAACUAUUGAAAUGUUCUAAACUUAUCAUACAAGUUUUCAGUAUGUUUUACAUGCACAUAUGUUAAAACUCUUGUGAACAUUUAAUAUUUUACUUAAAUCAAAAUCCAUAUUAAUGAUUGAAAUGAAUACUUGUAUUGUUCAGAAUGGUUGCUAAAUAUUGUGAGAGCUGUUAACUAAGUAUUUUAAAUUUUUGUACUAAAAAUAUUGGAUAAGCUGAGAAAAAUUACAAGAUCAAAAUUGUAUGUAAGUACUGUAUAUUUAUAAUUGCUACUGUAUAUCAGUGUCUAUUUUAAACAAAAACUUAAUUUAUUGUGUGCAAAAGUUUUAUGUGACUAAUAAUAUUUUUCGUAAAAAAAAAGUACCAGUAAGCAGUUUGUGCCAAACAUGCUCUAGUGUAUAAUGUAAAUUAUUCUUUACUGAUCUCAUUUAUUGUUACUAGAUUAAUGUUGGUAUUUCAAGACUGAAUAAAUAUAAUUUACCAAGGGAGAUUGUUUCAUGGUUCGUACCCUCUUGAGUAAUCAAAAAUUAAGGAUUUUUUAAGGAACCCUUUACUACCAUUAGUAAUGGUAAAUGACAAUGAUAAAUAGUCCAUAUACAAAAAAUUAUUACAUUGGUUGUUUAAAUUUUUACAGAUAAGCCACUAUCCUCCAGAAAUAUCUCUUGGAACACAUCGAACCCAAGCAGUGUAUCUGAAAUGUAUAACCAUACCAUUUACAAUUACUUUGUAAGUUCAAAGUAAGACAAUAAAAUACACUUUUAGUUAAAAAAUGAGAUAAAAACUUUGAAAAACUAAUUCAGAACUUUUUUUAUUUAAAAAAUAUCACGUGGCCUGAAAUUUGUCAAUUGCACAAUACACAAUGUAUUUAACAUUGCUAGUUUCAGAAUAUUCAUUUUAUCAGUAUGUUGUUUAAAGUACUGUAGUAGAUUAAACUACAGUAGUAGAUUAAACUACAGUAGAAUCUCGUUAUAGCGAGCACGGUAAUAGCGAGAACAUGGCUAUAACGAGGUCUUUUUGAGGAAUUUACGGCGUGAUCGCUUGAAGCGCGCUUUGGUUAUUUGUCUGCUUUAUCUCCACCCCUCUCGCUCGCCAUUAGACAUCUUGCCGUUGACGCCUGUCACAUUCUUCAGCCGUGCAGUCGCCACCUAAGUGCGUGGCUUUAAAAAUAGAAUCCCGUCCUUUCUUUAUUUUAUCAAACUUCCGUUAGUUAUCUGUGCCUACGACUUCAGUCACAGCAUCACUGGCUGGCUUCAAGGCCAAGGUAUGCUCGAGUCGAAUAAACCAAGCCU